Gilbertella persicaria is the source of this 2328-nucleotide messenger RNA. RefSeq names its product fungal-specific transcription factor domain-containing protein. The coding region runs from base 52 to 2313 and encodes 753 amino acids. The record is from RefSeq and is a predicted model, not a curated record. Gene Ontology annotation, biological process: DNA-templated transcription; regulation of DNA-templated transcription. Lineage: Eukaryota; Fungi; Mucoromycota; Mucoromycetes; Mucorales; Choanephoraceae. The transcript is spliced from 2 exons. Gene Ontology annotation, molecular function: zinc ion binding; DNA-binding transcription factor activity, RNA polymerase II-specific; DNA binding.
CCCAGUUUAACAUUUGUUAUCUUUCUUUUUCUUCUUUUCUUCUUUCGAGUCAUGACUUCUCUUGUUUGUGGGACUGAAUCUACGAGACCGAAAAGACCAAGAUCGAGCUUAGCAUGUAUUCGGUGCAGGAAAAAGAAGGUCAAAUGUGAUUUCGUUCAGCCCACUUGUGGUCGUUGUAGUGGAGCUAAUCUAGCAUGCAAUUAUGCCACUCCUCCCCGUCGAGUGGAUGGUCUUGCUUUUGACCAGGUCGGCAGUAAUAUUCAAGAUUUGAAAGGAAGAAUGCAGAGAAUGUAUAGAGAAUUAUCAGCAAUGAGGGACAAUAUGCAUCCUUUUUUCGUUGGAAAGUUCCAAUUUGAUCAUCAAAACAAUAACGAAUUUAAUCAACAAGUGAGAUGGAAGAUAUCAUUUGCUCCUUCAGGCUUAAGAAUAGACACCAACAUUGCUAAUGUGACUGAACUCUAUCGCAUCUUAUUAAGUGGUAUUCGUCAACUGAAUAUCAACCAUGAUCCGUCUUCCAACAGCUUGUUUAAUGUAAUAGGUAAUAAGAGUCGGAGUACAAUACAACAAACAACCUGGGAAAAAAACGAUCACCGUUUAUGGGAAGUCAAUGACUUCGAGGCACAGAAAGUCAUAUUAGAAAAACAAGAGCCACAAGCAACCGCUGAUCUGCCUGAAGGAACCCUAAGCCAUCUUAUGAAAACAUGUUAUCACUCUUGCUUUUUAGCUUACCAGAUAUUGGAUAAAGAUGAAUUCAUGGCAAAAUAUGAUUCUGGACAACUAGAGCCAUUACUUGUGAAUUCAAUUCAUGCUUGGGUAUUUAAGCACGGUUGUAUCUACCAUAAUAUUCCUCACACACAAAAAGAUGCAGCAACCAUAGGCGAGGCUUAUUUUUCAAAAGCCCGAAGAUUAUUGGAAAAACGUUUUGACCAAAGCAAUUUCACCACAAUCCAGGCUCUGUUGAACUUAUACAUGUACCAGCUUAGCAGUGACCGUUCUAGCUUGGCUUAUCUCUACAUUGGCUUGGCCAUUCGGAUGGCACAAGACUUAAAGCUUCAUAAGACAGACUAUAUGCCACAAGAUCCAAAAGAGAGAGAAAGGAACAAGCGGCUUUGGUGGUCUGCUUAUUGGCUUGAUCUUGAUGCUGCACUUGAAUCCAACAGACCCACUAUGGUAGACGAUAAAGAUAUUGAUAUCGACUAUCCUAAAAGACUUGAGACAGAAGAUCAAGAAACAGGUUACCGUAUUGAAUUCAGCGUUCAGUUUAUCAAACUGAUGAGAAUACGUAAAGAUAUUGCCAAGCAUUUACCUUCAGAACAGUCAGGACAGUCUCUACUAUCUGCUAUUUCGCGUUUGGAAGCCGCUUUGACAAACUGGUUGCACGAAAUGCCACAUGAUCUUAAAUAUGAUCCGAAUAUCGACAACGCGUUUGUCAAGGCAGGUUCUUUCCGAGACGAAGCGCGUUUGAUCCUAAAUAUUGCGUACCAAACAACCUGGAUUAUGCUACACAAAUUCUUCUUGCCCGAACAAAACACAACGGCUUCUCCGGUUGCCCUACUGUCACUCAAUAUUUGUACCAAAUCAGCCAACUCAAUCACAAAAAUGCUCCAGACUUAUGCAGCACAAUGUCAUUGGUGUUACUUGUUCUAUGCUUUGAAUGGUAUAGUAGCCAGUGUGGCUAUUCAUCGUUUGAAUGUGUUGCUCAAAGAAGACGAAGAAACAGCUAGUGUUUCACAGCGUCAUCUAUUACUCACAGCACAUAUUUUACGCAAAUCACCUCUGAUUCGCAAGGAAAAAGUGAUCAAAAUCGUCGAAAGCAUACAAGGCUUUUGUAAAGAGAACAACCUCAGUAUGAAUCUAUCUCAAUUCGAACCGUAUGUUGAUGAACACAUGAAUCCAGCACCCAUUCAAUUAUCAACUGAGUCAAUCUCAUAUAUCAAUAAAACCGUGUCCAAACCAAGCAAGUCGAGGCGCAAGAACAAGGACAAAGAAAAACCAACUAGCAACACAGAGAGUAUUCUCUUGACAGACCCUAACAGUAGUCUUGUCAAUUUUAAUAUUCAACGUAUGAACAAUAGAAAAGCUGAACCGGACUACCUCUUGAAUGACAAGCUUGAUUAUUCAAGUAGUAUAUCAAGCAAUUCCUCUUUAGAUGAUCAGCAGAAUACACAAAAUACUAUAGACCUGCAUACUCUCUUAAUGUCAGAUGUAAUGCAGAGUCUUUUGUACAAUACACAACCCGAUGAGUCCGAUAACCGUAUCUAUCUCACAAAUGGCCAGUUUUAUUCCAAUAGAAAAAGAUCUUAUCAAGAAUAAAACAUGUAAAUAGGA